CUUGACACUGGCUGUGAAUAACUCUUUUUAUUCGGGUCACUGUGUGCUCGGUGAACGUUUCAAAUCAGAUAUGGGUCAAACCUGAACGAUGUGACUGAAGGUUCUCCUCCCUUUGUCCCCCUGCAGCUGAGGUAUGUUUGAACGUCACUGUUUGAAAGCCACUUCAAAGGAGGGAGAAAACGCACGCUGAGCCACGUCAAGCCGCAGUCAGCAGUGACCUCACAUCAUGUCAUGUGACCACGCGAGUAAUUCAGGAAAAACGAGUUUGGUGACAUUGUGUUUUCAGCGUCCCUCCUUGUUUGUUCUGUGUCCCAGCCUCCUCCGAGGAUAUAUACAACCUGACGGUGUCCGCAGAGGGUACAGCUGCCUUUGCCUCUCCGCCUGCGACUUCGACCGAGCUGAUCAUGGAACACACUCAGUCCUUCUCGGCCCUCAACCAGAGGCUGAGACCCAAACCCCCUAUCGAACAGGUGUACACCUCCCUGAACAGACUAGAGGAGCUGAAGGCGUCCUCGCCCAGGAUCAAAUCUGCACCCGACAGCACCACGGUUCUGGCAGAACUAGAAGCAAAAGCCUCCAAAACUAAACCAGAAGACGACUCGGAGCGGGAAGACCCGUCCUCUGAUGAAGACAACUGUCCGGGACUCUCGAACAACCCAAUCCACAUCACUGAGUCAAAUAUCCACGAGCUCAUCGACGACAACGGAAGCCUUUCCUCGUCGGAGGAGGAAGACCCCCCGGGGGAGCCGCCCUCUGACGGGUCAGGUCUGUCCUCGCAGGCGGUGGCCUCGGACGCCGAAGGGGAGAGGCCCUUGCAGAGCGGCCGCGUCAUCGAGACUUUACCGGACUUGAUCAACAGCGGCAAGCCGCUCAGCAGGCGUCGGACUCUGGGGCACGUCUCAGAGACGCUAAAAGAAGUGCGCAGAGAGGUGGAGCUGUCUCGAAAACGCAGCAUCAGGCUCAAGGCGCAGGUGGACAAGCUGCAGGAGAGCAGCGAUCGACCGGGAUGGAGCCUGCACAGAGAGAGGGUCAAAGAAGAGGUUCUGUCCAUUCUGGGGCUGCUGCGCCCGCUGACAGAGUCGGGGUCCAGCCCGCGUCCCAAAACCUCUCGUGGGGAAAACCACCUGGACACAUCGCUGGCCGAGCUGCAGAACGUGGCCCGCAAGUUGGCGAUCAGCCACACCAAGCAGUUAAAAUCUGGAAAAGGAGCAGAGGAGAGCACGAUCCUGCAGCAGGCGUUACGGGACAGAGAUGAGGCCAUGGAGAAGAAGAAGGCGAUGGAGGCCGAGCUACUACGGAGUAAAACAGAGUUGAUGGUGCUGAACAACCAGCUGCUGGAGGCGGUGCAGAAGCGCCUGGAGCUGGCGCUGGAGCUUGAGACCUGGAAGGAGGACGUUCAGCGUAUCCUCCACCAGCAGCUUCAGAGUCAGCAGCAGGCCGAGCAGGCCCAGAAGAAGCCCUCCGGCCUGCGCACGCUGAGCAGGAACAUCAAAGUGCCCAUCCAGCGGCCAUCAAACUUCCCUUUAUCUCGGCCCGUCUCCCCCACAACCAACCACAACCAGAUCUACAUCCCCAGAGCUGCAGUUUCGACUUCCCCGAAUCCCAGCCCGUCUCCGUCCACCCCACGCAAAUGGAUGGACAGGCUGAGGAGGAAAAAGAACGGUCCUGACGGAGGCCAGGGUGCAGCGGAGCUGGAGUCGGAGGUCAGAGGCGACGCCGGCUUCAAGGUCAUAUCGCUUGAUUAAAACGGGAGAGGACUGAGAGCAAAACUACUCACGUGUAACAAUUCCCCCAACACGAAUGUGUUUGUCUUAUGGUCCGUAUAAGUGAGUUUGACACUAGAUUGCUGUUCCCACACUAAGUUGCUGAAGAGGGAAAGUCUCUCUGUGAUAUAAAAGCGGAGUGCGACACGCGUGCGUACGUGAAGGAUUUGUGACAGAAAGUAGCCGAUGGUGGUCAAGUAUGCGACUUGAGGGCACAACAACCCUGAAAAUAGACUUUGUGCUGAGUUUGGAUGCAUCAAAUCCAUCAGCUAAACCCCUGGAAGGAUUAAUAGUUACAUAUUUAUAGAUUCAAUAAGCGAGGAUGAAUGUAUAUAAUUUUAACACGGUAAUUGAAGGGGAUCUUGCAGAUAAUCUUGGGAAAACAUGCUUUGGAUCAUUGACUGUUAUAAUGUAUUUUUCUGAAGUAUAACUGGGAUCCUAAAUGACCUAUAGAAUUGUUUAACACUGUGACAGUUGAUUGCCUUUUUGACUCCUCACUGUCUGCACUUUUCAUUUUUGUAUUUUCCAGAUUGAAAAGAAAGAACCAUAAACUUUGUAGCAGAUUUUAUUGUAUAAUAUCAGUUUGUACAUUUUCAAUUAUAUAUUAGUAACCCACUUCUAUUUCAUUCAUUGUCAUAUCUAAAAUGUAUAUAUGCAGAUAUCGAGAAUGAGACGUACAUAGCACAGCAAAGCUACACCUGAUGACAAGAGAAAAGGCAUGCUUAUAGUGGAACAAUAUACAAUCCAGAGGAGACGAUUAGUCAUAACUUUUCUAUAUAAUUGAAUAAAUGUCUUUUUUUUCUA
Gasterosteus aculeatus aculeatus (three-spined stickleback) is the source of this 2567-nucleotide messenger RNA. It is a transcript of the gene bicdl2l, whose product is annotated as bicaudal-D-related protein 2-like. Gene Ontology annotation, biological process: vesicle transport along microtubule; Golgi to secretory granule transport. The record is from RefSeq and is a predicted model, not a curated record. Lineage: Eukaryota; Metazoa; Chordata; Actinopteri; Perciformes; Gasterosteidae.